Molecule: messenger RNA, 1312 nt
Organism: Osmerus eperlanus (European smelt)
Lineage: Eukaryota; Metazoa; Chordata; Actinopteri; Osmeriformes; Osmeridae
Product: ultraviolet-sensitive opsin-like
Exons: 5
Coding region: 4-1017 (337 amino acids)
Biological process (GO): visual perception; cellular response to light stimulus; phototransduction
Cellular component (GO): plasma membrane; photoreceptor outer segment
Molecular function (GO): G protein-coupled photoreceptor activity
Source: RefSeq, a predicted model, not a curated record
AAGAUGGGGAAGCACUUCCACUUGUAUGAGAACAUCUCCAAUAUCAGCCCCUUUGAGGGGCCACAGUACCACUUGGCACCUCUGUGGGCUUUCUAUAUGCAAGCUGCCUUCAUGGGCACCGUCUUCUUUGUUGGAACACCUCUAAACUUCGUUGUUCUACUAGUGACAGUGAAAUACAAGAAACUGAGACAGCCUUUGAACUACAUCCUGGUCAAUAUAUCAUUUGCAGGAUUCUUGGCCUUGAUAUUUUCAGUUUUUCAAGUGUUCAUUGCCAGUUUAAGAGGAUACUUUUUCCAGGGCUAUUUUGCCUGUGCUAUAGAAUCAUGGAUUGGAUCUGUAGCAGGAUUGGUGACAGGAUGGUCCCUGGCUGUCCUUGCCUUUGAGAGAUAUGUGGUCAUCUGCAAACCCUUAGGCCAGUUCAAGUUUGGGAGCAGCCAGGCUGUGGCAGCAGUGGCCUUCACCUGGGUCAUGGGUAUAGGUUGUUCCUCCCCACCAUUCUUUGGCUGGAGCAGGUUCAUUCCUGAGGGUCUGGGUUGCUCCUGUGGACCUGACUGGUACACUCAUAAUGAGGAGUUCCACUGCACAAGCUACACCUACUUCCUGAUUGUGACCUGCUUCAUGAUGCCCAUGACCAUCAUUAUCUUAUCCUAUUCCCAACUUCUGGGUGCACUGCGAGCUGUGGCCGCUCAGCAGGCUGAAUCAGUGUCCACUCAGAAGGCUGAGAAGGAAGUCUCCAGGAUGGUCAUUGUGAUGGUGGGCUCCUUUUUAGUGUGCUAUGCCCCCUAUGCUAUUACAGCAAUGUGGUUUGGCAUAGCGGAUGAUAAAAGCAAAGAUUAUCGCAUGGUCACCAUUCCAGCAUUCUUUACAAAGAGCUCCUGUGUAUAUAAUCCUCUAAUCUAUGCCUUCAUGAACAAACAGUUCAAUGCGUGCAUCAUGGAGACAGUAUUUGGGAAGAAGAUUGAGGAUUCAUCUGAGGUGUCCUCCAAGACUGAAACCUCCUCAGUCUCCACUGCAUAAGGCCUGCGAACAAUGGUGUAUAAAGGCAUUUGAAAACCAUGCGACUGGGCUCUGUUUCCAGUAUUGGCCAUCAGUCUUAAGUUGUUUAUGGCUCCCAAAACAUGUAAUUGUCCCAAAAUAUGUGAUUUUGCUAUCUUUCUAAAUGUAUAUUUUCAAUUAUAUUUUGAUCAGAUUGGGAUCAAUUAAAGAAUCACUUAGAUUAUUUGUCAAGUGUGACUUGAGUGUGACAAAUUGAAUAGAUUUAUUGACUGUACUUCUUUAUGUAUUCUGAGGAAUGACUACAUAUCAAAUUAAA